GGCGGCCCGGGCAGCGCCGCCAUGGCGACGGCCGCGGAGCGCAGGCCGCUGCCCAGCCCCGAGGCGAUGCUGGGACAGCCCUGGAGCCUGUGGGUCGAGGCGUCCAAACUUCCCGGGAAGGACGGGACGGAAUUGGACGAAAGUUUGAAGGAGUUUGGGAAAAACCGCGAAGUCAUGGGGCUCUGUCGGGAAGACAUGCCAGUAUUUGGUCUCUGUCCAGCCCAUGAUGAUUUCUACUUGGUGGUGUGUAACGACUGUAAUCAGGUUGUCAAACCGCAGGCAUUUCAGUCACAUUAUGAAAGAAGACAUACCGCAUCCAGCACGCCCUCCCUGGCCGUCCCUCCCGCUGCAGCAUUCCCCUUCUUCCCUUCCCUGUCCAAAAGCAAAGGAGGUGGUGCAAGUGGAGGCAGCCGCUCUUCCGGCACAGGGGUUGUGAGCACACCUUCAUCCAGUUCCAGGUUAUUAAAGUCACCCAAAGAGAAACCGCAGCUCAGGGGGAACACAAGGCCAAUGCACCCCGUGCAGCAAGGCAGAGGCCCCCACAGCAGAAUCAUGACGCCCUCUGUGAAGGUGGAAAAGAUUCAUCCAAAGAUGGAUGGCACACUACUGAAACCCGCGGUGGGGCCAACCUGCCCUGCUCCUGUGAGUUCCUCAGUCAAGCCUGGCCUUAACUGCCCCUCAAUACCAAAGCCAACCUUGCCUUCACCUGGACAGAUUCUGAAUGGCAAAGGGCUUCCUGCACCGCCGACUCUGGAGAAGAAAUCGGAAGACAGUUCCAGUAGUAGGAAGUUUUUAAAUAAGAGACUGUCAGAGAGAGAGUUUGAUCCUGACAUCCACUGCGGGGUCAUAGAUCUUGACACCAAGAAGCCCUGCACCCGGUCUCUAACAUGCAAGACACAUUCCUUAACCCAGCGGAGGGCUGUUCAGGGUAGAAGAAAACGAUUUGAUGUGUUAUUAGCCGAGCACAAAAACAAAACCAGGGAAAAGGAAUCGAUCCGCCAUCUGGACUCUCAGCAACCACUGCAGCCGCUCAGGGACCCGCACCCCACCCCUCCCCGCACGCCCCAGGAGCCGCACCAGUCCUCGCACGGAGUGGCUCCUUCGGAAUCAAAGCCUUUCGUAGUUAGUAAACCGAAACCUCACACCCCCAGUCUUCCAAGGCCUCCAGGCUGCCCUGCUCAGCAAGGUGGGAGUGUCCCCGUUGACCCUCCACCAGCCUUUGAGUCUCCACACCCUCCCCUGCCUGCCUCUGAGCCAGCUUCUCGGUUAUCCAGCGAGGAGGGUGAAGGCGAUGACAAGGAAGAGUCUGUUGAAAAACUGGACUGCCAUUAUUCAGGUCGCCACCCUCAGCCAGCGUCUUUUUGCACAUUCGGGAGCCGGCAAAUUGGCAGAGGCUAUUACGUGUUUGACUCCAGGUGGAACCGACUGCGCUGUGCCGUCAGCCUCAUGGUGGAGAAGCACCUGAAUGCGCAGCUAUGGAAGAAAAUUCCACCGGCGCCCAUCACCACCUCGCCCAUCUCCACACGUGUUCCUCACCGGACAAACUCUGUGCUGACGUCGCAGUGUGGGGUUGGCUAUCUCCCGGCAGCCACUGUCUCCACACCCCCAGUUCUGCUCACAUCACCCUGCAUCUCCCCAAACAGCAAAUCGGUACCAGCUCACGGAACCACGCUGAACGCACAGCCGGCCGCCUCGGGGGCAGUGGACCCUGCGUGCGGCCUGCAGUCCCGACAGGUGUCCUCCUCAUCCCCAUCCCCAUCCCCGUCCACACCCUCCAGUCUCUCUUCAGUCCCCUCCUCACCCCUGGCGAGGAAACCUCAGAAGUUGAAAUCCAGCAAGUCUUUGAGGCCCAAGGAGUCUUCUGGCGACAGCACUAACUGUCACAACGCCAGCAGCGGUAACAGUGGUGGCUCAGGAAAGAAACGCAAAAGCAGCUCCCCGCUGCUGGUUCAUUCUUCCUCUUCUUCUCAUUCCACGGAGUCCUUUAGGAAACACUGUGUGGCUCACUCUGGGCCGCCCCCCUUGCCCACAGUGACAUCCUCCCACGGCAUGGGCCUCAACUGUGUGACCAACCGCGCGUACUCGGGGAGCCUCCGGCACGAGCAGCUGGGGAGGGGCCCUCCUGGCGGGAGCCCCGCGGAGUCCAUCAAGCGCAUGAGUGUCAUGGUGAACAGCAGUGACUCUACACUCUCCCUUGGCCCGUUUGUGCACCAGGCCAGUGAGCUGCCUGUCAACUCCCAUGGCAGUUUCUCCCACUCACACACUCCUCUGGACAAGCUCAUAGGAAAGAAGAGAAAGUGUACCCCGGGCUCAAGCAGUGUCAACAACAGCAGUAGCAAACCCACGAAAGUUGCCAAAUUGCCACCCAUGAACAACGUCCACAUGAAACACACAGGCACCAUCCCUGGGGCACAAGGCCUGACAAGCAGUCCCCUCCUUCACCAGGAUGUCUCCUCACCUUGCUUCCGAACAGAAAUUGCAGCAGCAGCACCCCAGAGCCCUGACAUAAAAUCCAAAGGCGCGCCCCUGACCGCCGAGAACAGCGUGGGGAGGAGCGAGCCGGACCCUGUCACAGACGUGCUGCGCCUGCCCUCGGCACGCUGGACUCCCUGACGCCUGAGUCUUCGAGGCGUCCUUGGCCUUGAGGGCACCUGCUAGGCAGCCGUGCCUGAGGAGCUCCCGGGGCUGUGUCCGGAGCAGUGAGUACUCCUGAAGGACGCAGGGCAGGGCAGCGGCCAGACCGCCUGCAUCAGUGUUAGGGCGAUCUGGACUGCUUGCUACCAGUCUGUGAGAAGUUGCUGUUGUUGUGGGUUAGCUGUAGUAUAUCAUGGAGCCACUCUUCAGGUUGAUGGGCUGGGCAAGAACUUGACUGUAGGUGUUCCCUUCCCCCGUCCUGCCCAUUACUUGCACACUGUCUGCUCUAGGCCACGCUGCAGCAGGUAGGCACCUUAGCCCUGGAGCCCGGGGCCUUUCCAGAGGAGGGGACGCUGCGUCCUGAGCAAGCCCCAGCGACUCACGGGGGCU
This is a messenger RNA of Octodon degus (degu), 3024 nucleotides long. RefSeq names its product ataxin 7 (gene Atxn7). The record is from RefSeq and is a predicted model, not a curated record. The coding region runs from base 22 to 2613 and encodes 863 amino acids. NCBI's taxonomy places the organism in Eukaryota, Metazoa, Chordata, Mammalia, Rodentia, Octodontidae. The transcript has 12 exons.